GAAGUAUGAGUAUGAGUAUGAGUGCCUGUGGGAGGCUCUGUGUGCAGUGACUGUGGAGAGAGAUUGUGCUCUGUGGGAGAGGACUCAGCUCCAAGGCAAGCUGGAGAACCUAGAGCAGGUGCUGAAGCAUAUGCGCGAGGCUGCUGAGCGGCGGCAGCAGUUAGAGCUGGAACAUGAACAGGCCCUGGCCGUCCUCAGUGCCAAGCAGCAGGAGAUCGACCUUCUGCAGAAGGCUCAGGUUGAGGCAAAGAAGGAACAUGAAGGCGCCGUCCAUUUGUUAGAGGCGAAGGUGAAGGAGCUGGAGGAGCGAUGUCGGAGUCAGAGCGAGCAGUUUAACAUGCUUUCGAAGGAGUUGGAGCGUUUCAGGGUGCAGGCCGGGAAGUUGGACCUGCUCGGCUCCGGACAGCUGACGGGAGGAGACUCGCCCGAUUCCCCCAGCAAAACACCUUCACUCUGCUCUCUGCUCAACGGCCUGGGAAAGGGCAGCGAAGGCUCCUUGAGCAAGUCUGUGAUCUCGGAGUUUAUCCGACCUCUGCAGAUGAGCACGGGAGAGAAGGCGGAGCUGCUGUCCGUCAAACCCAGCUUCCUGUCACGGAGCACACCCUCCAGCCCCCGGCGAACCUGCCUCUCUGAGGUCCGGCCCAUCUUCACUGCUGCUAUGGAGAGAGAGCUGAACCUGUCUCCUCGUGCCAAGCCCAGGUACACGGCGAAGGUGCGGUUGUGUGUCGCCCGCUAUAAUUAUAAUCCAUAUGACGGACCUAACGAGCAUCCUGAGGCUGAGCUCCCCCUGGUGGCCGGGAAGUACCUUUACGUUUACGGGACCAUGGACGAAGACGGCUUCUAUGAAGGGGAGCUGCUGGACGGCCAGCAGGGCCUCGUCCCUUCCAACUUCGUGGACUUUGUCCAUGAUGACGACUUCGGCUCGUCCUCGAAAGAACCGUCCUACCUCAACUUCACCUUCAACCACAGCAGCAGCCCGGCGUCGGUACCGAGCAGCGCGGUGAGCACGCUCAGUACGCUGCUCUCGGAGAAACUGGAGGCCCUGAGCUCCUGCACAGGCACGGGGACCAGCAGCAGCAGUGGUGUGAGCAGCAUGGGAAUGGGCACCGAGUUGGGCGUCAUGGGUCCUGGUUUGGUCAGUGAGCCCCUGGCGCCGUGCGGCACGAGCUCGGGGACUGCCUUGCUGGACAUGAGCGUGGAUGAAGUCGGAGAAGACGUAGUGCCUUACCCACGGCGCCUGUCGCUCAUCAAACAGCUUGUGAAGAGCGUGAUCUUGAGCUGGGAGUCUCCUCUAGUGCCGCCCAGCUGGGGAUCCGUCAGCGGCUACAACGUGGUGGUGGACCAGGAAGUGCGCGUCAGCGUGCCAUGUAGCGCUCGCACCAAGUUUCUAGUGGAGAAGCUGAACCUGGCGGCACGCGCCCACCGCAUUUCGGUGCAGAGCGUGACGGAGCGCGGCACCUCGGACCCACUGCGCUGCACGCUGAUGGUCGGGAAGGACGUCACGGUGGCGCCAAGCCAGCUACGCGUCGACAAGGUGACUCAGAACUCGGCCGAGCUUUCCUGGAUGCCCAGCGACAGCAACUACAGCCACACCAUCUUCCUCGACGGAGCCGAGUACGACGUGGUCAAACCAGGAGGGUACAAGUACCGCUUCUACAACCUCAAGCCAAUGACUGUGUACAAGGUGCGCGUGGUGGCAAGGCCACAUCAGAUACCCUGGCACUUACCGCUGGAGCAGAGAGAGAAGGUGGAGAUCAGCGUGGAGUUCUGCACUCACCCUGCUGGUCCUCCGUUCCCUCCGCAAGACGUCCAGGUGCAUUGUGGGACAUCGCCGGGAGUGUUGCAGGUGCGCUGGAAGCCUCCUCCUCUCACACCGAGCGGCACCUCGAACGGCGCCAACGUCAUGGGCUACGUGGUCUGCACCAAAGGUCAAAAGAUUGCAGAGGUGAUGUUCCCCACGGCGGAAUACGUGACAGUGGAGGUGAAUCGUAUCCAGUGUUUGGAAGCGCGUGAAGUUGUCGUACGCACCAUCUCAGCUCAAGGCGAGUCACAAGACUCCAACGCUGCCUCCAUCCCACACAACCUACUGCCACCUCCGCCCCAGUCCCGCCCUCACCCGCCCCCCUUUCCCGCAACUUACCCACAGAGCUUUCCCCACCCACAACCGCAACCGCCACCACCGCCCACACCACACACACAGCCACCACCGCCUCACCCUCAACCUCAACCUCAGAUGCACCCCCCACCCUCCGCUCAGCCGUUUCCCAAACCCAAACUCCUCCCAAGUGCCCGAGAUGCCCACGCCAAAGAGCCAGAUGCAGGCAGGAGGCAGUGCCAGCCCUGGGAGCCUCACCAACGAGCCCCAUCGCCCCUGCCACCCCCAACUGCCGGGGGUCAUGGCCUCGAGCCUCCAGCACCGCCUCCGCAUGUGACCCAGAGGAUCCUGCCCCAGCCUCAGGGAACGCCGAUCUCCAACACGGUGGCACGCGCCAUGGCGAGGCAGGCGGCUCAGAGACAGGGCGGCAACCACAAGCCGGAGAGAAGGAACAUCUUCAGUGAGAGGAACAAUACUCCUCACUCCGACGAGGAGGACGAUGUUUACGAUUCGCCCCACACCAGGCGGAGAGGAGCCUCGGUGGACGACUUUCUCAGGGGCUCUGAUAUGAGCAGACAUCACCCCCACUACUCCCACAGCGAGGAAUACUACACGGAAAGCAGCCGAGGUUCGGAUCUGUCCGACAUCAUGGAGGAGGACGAGGAGGAUCUGUACUGCGAGAUGCAGCUGGAGGAAGGCCGCCGGCGGAGCAUCAGCUCACACAACACACUCAAGAUUUUAGGCAGCUCAUCCUCCAUGGGACGCUCGGAUCGACUGGAGCAGUCCAGCCGUCGGACGGGUCAUGGAUGUCCUCCCGCUCAGAGAAGGCCCAUGCCAGUUCCUUCCAUUGGUGGUUACAGAGGACGGGACAGACGCUCGCCGGACUACUUUGACGGGUCAGAGCCGGACAACCUGGCGAGGAUUUUUGUAGCUCUGUUUGACUAUGACCCCCAGUCCAUGUCCCCAAACCCUGAUGCUGCAGUAGAGGAGCUUCCUUUUAAAGAAGGACAGAUCAUAAAGGUGUUCGGAGAGAAGGACACGGAUGGGUUCUACAGAGCGGAAGUCUGUGGCCGGAGAGGUCUCGUCCCCUGUAACAUGAUAUCCGAGAUCGAGACGGAGGACGGCGAGAUGAUGGACCAACUUCUUCAGCAGGGCUUCCUACCACUCAACACGCCGGUCGAGAAAAUCGAGCGGAACAGGAGGAGUGGACGGCACCCCAUGUCCACACACCGGAUGGUGGCUCUGUAUGACUACGACCCCAGGGAGAGCUCGCCAAACGUGGACGUAGAGGCCGAGCUGACCUUCUGUGCCGGAGAUGUGAUAACGGUUUUUGGGGAAAUCGAUGAAGACGGGUUUUAUUACGGUGAACUGAACGGGCACAGAGGUCUGGUGCCCUCCAACUUUCUGGAAGAAGUGCCUGAUGAUGUGGAGGUUUUCCUCACCGAGCCACAGGAUCACCCAGGCAGGACCAAGAGCAAAAGGGUACACCCCGUUUCACAGCACUAGCCCUCUCUCUCAUCCAUCCACUGUUCCCUUCUCUCUCUCUCUCUCUUUCUCUCGGUGUCUCUUAUUUACCUCUCCUUUCUCUUCGCUUGGUUCUUUUUCCUCCUCUCUGUCCGUGGUCAGUGUUGUGUGGCGGCUGUUUAUUAAGUUUUUUUUUUGUCUUUUAUUUAUUUGUUGGAUCGUCAAAGAAACGAACAAGACUACGGAGAUGUACCACGUUUCUAUUCAUGUUCAAAGCUGUAAUGAAAGACUCACGAGGAGGGAUUAUGUGUUUGUUAUUUCCGAAAGAUUUUACAGUAUUCAUAAAGCAUUGUUUAAGAAAAAUGUGAAUUUUGAUUAAAGGGGAAAGGGGCGAGGGAAAAGCGCCGCAGACUCUCCAUGACAUUUAUUUCAGGAUUGUAAAAGAGAUGCUUUAUGAAUAUGAGUGUGUUUUGAUCUGAACAUUAGCUUUCUAAUAGAGGCAAUAGUUUUGAUGUACAGAGAGAAGAAACCAUGUAGAACUGCAUGCCCCCCCUUUUUUUUCUUCCAAAAAAUGCUUGACUUCCUUCAUGAAUCUUUUUUUUUUUUUUUUAUAUUAUGCAAAAGAUUGAGAUUCCAGUAAAAAACAAACAAAAAAUAUAUAUAUAAUAAUAAUAACAAUACACUUUUGUAUAUGUUUCCAAAGUAACUUGUCUUUUGUAUAUUGCUGAUAUUUAAGACUUCUGGGCUUGAACAAAUUGUAAGUAGACAAAGAAACUAUACUUUGGGGGAGUGAUUUUAUCUAUAGAUUUACGACUAAUGUGUCCUGGUUUAUGGUGUGGGGGGUGUGGGGGGGGGUUGUAAUGAUGAAAUGAUCACUGUUGUUCUAAGAGAUUUUUUUCUUGUACUUUCUUUUUUUUUCUUGACUAGCCUUCUCUCAUGAUCAUUGUGCACACUGUUGAGAUGCGUUGCGUCAUGCCAGUGUUGUUGUUUUGUUUUGUUUCUUUAUUUUUCUUUCUCCUCCACCCGCUUGGCAAACCAGAAGAAGAGCGUUCAUUUCACUCCGUAACGGCUCAGUGCGCCUCACGUAAGUGAGCGACUGACGAUACCGAGACUUACUCUGUCCCCGUCUAAUGCAGGAGACAUGGGUGGCCUUUAAUGUUAACCCUCUGACCAAAGAGGUGUACACACACACACACACACACACUAACCCAACACAUGCAAUGUAGACACAUGUUACGUACACACAGCUCGAAAGACACACAUCGUUAUGCAAAAGUUAUAAAGUUGUUACUCAGGCAUCGAUACGUCACAUGAUCACAGUAACAAAAUAUAACUUUAUGAUAUUAAUGUUAAUGGAUUAGUGAGAAUUCUACACAAUUUUCCUCUUAAACUAAAUGUAGUCUAUCAGCCAAGGUGUUAGUUUUUGUCCUUUUACAAGGUAGUGAUGCGGAUCUCUCACUACUACAAGGUAGUGAUGUCGACUUUUCUAAAUAUUUAGUGCUGUGUACUGUGUUAAACUAUUGAAGGAUGCAUCAGGUCUUAAGGUUGAGCUCACAGUAGCGUUUACAGCAGCAACUGAGAUGUUUUAACGCCAGCGGUCAACUCCGCCAUCCAAAAACGAGUCAGGAUCAGCGUCCGUGAGCCGGAACCUUCCGCUAAUCUGAUUGGGAUUAGACAGAAAGUUAAAAGCAAGUGUCUUUCACACAGCAUAAUGGUUUUAUUUCAACUAUACACAGAUCAGGCAUAACAUUAUGACCGCUGAGAGGUGACGUGAAUAAGACUGAUGAUCUCCUCAUCAUGGCACCUGUUAGUGGGUGGGAUAUAUUAGGCAGCAAGUCAACAUUUUGUCCUCAGAGUUGAUGUUAGAAGCAGGAAAAAUGGACAAGCGUAAGGAUUUGAGUGAGUUUGAUGAAGGGCUAAAUUGUGAUGGCGGCUAGAAGACUGGAUCAGAGCAUCUCCAAAACUGCAGCUCUUGUGGGGUGUUCCCAGUCUGCAGUGGUCAGUACCUAUCAAAAGUGGUCCAAGGAAGGAACAGUGGUGAACCGGCGACAGGGUCAUGAGUGGCCAAGGGUCAUUGAUGAGCUACUGUUGCUCAAAUUGCUUAAGAAGUUAAUGCUGGUUCUGAUAGAAGGGUGUCAGAAUACACAGUGCAUGUUGGGUCAGGGCUGUUUUGGCAGCAAAAGGGGAACCAACACAAUAUUUGGCAGGUGGUCAUAACGUUAUGCCUGAUCAGUGUAUAUAUCUAUACAAUGUUUGUUUCUUUGUUUUUUCCAAGUCUGGAAAUCCAGUAUGGAUAAUUGUGAGGAAAAAUACAACACGAGGAAAGGAACCAGAAUGAAUUACUUCACAAUUAAUCAAUGUGUUGAAAGGUUUUCAGCAUGAGUCCUAGGACGAGCAACAGGCCUCCUGUUGCAAAUGUUCCAUGCCUUGGUUGACUGACUCCAUUCAGGAAGCGGAAAUUGUGUGAAUUUGCAGUAAGCCAGCAGUUCAAGGCUCUGUUCCAGUUUCGGAUCCCAUCACUGCCAGACGGUCACUUCACACAGAAACGACAUCCAUUGAAAUGCAUAAAACAUGUGCACACCUCCUCCACCUCCUCCACAGCUCAAGCGCUUUAUUUCCGGUUUCCACGUCAGUCAUUAUACACACUCUUACCGCUAAACACUUCACACACCUUGCUACCUCACAUUUGAUUAGACGAACAGAAAGCUUCAAGCUUCGAACGAAGGAGAAAACCCUCCCCCGAGCUCUGCAUUAGACGGGACGAGCUGGUAUCUUCAGUCGGUUCUCUGGGUGUUUGUACAUGACAGUGUCCGUCUCAUUGACUCCUGCUGUAAACUCAUGACUCAAGCUACAUGGGCGCUGUUGAACAGCAGAGGUCCGAGUUUGAGCUCCCUCCCCCCCCCCCCCCUCGCCUCGACCCCCCCCCCCCAUAGCGUGGACACCCCUGUAGAGACGAACCCUCCCUUCCUGUCGAGAAGCGGCCGUCCACCAGACAAAGACCGCUCAUCAAAAACCAGCAGAAUAAAAUCGGCUCUGGCGGAGAGUGAUGUCUGGGGUGCGGCUCUUCUCUAAGGAACGGCAAACAAACACCAAUAAAACAUCAUUUCUACCCCCUUCUUUAGAAUAGAUUUCCACCAUCAGUAUUAGUUUGUCACGUUUUUUUUGUUGUUUUCUUAAAUAUAUAUAUAUAUAUAUAGUUUGUUCUCUUCUCAUUUUAGUAGUUUGUUAGUCUUGACCUUUGUAAAUGAAGUGUGUGUUUAAAGCAGGUUUGAUUUGGCUUCAGGUCCCUUGGCGAAGUGCUGAAAGGUGAUAGAUUACGUCAGAGACUGGUAAAUUAUAAACUCGUCUUUUUCUCUUUAUCACCAUUAACUGAAUCAAAAAUACACAUUCCCCCCACCACCACCCCACCACCAUGCCCCCUGCAGGUGUCAUAACUGGUAACAACUGAUAGAGAAAGAGUUUCCUGGCCUUUAUUACAGCAGAACGAUCGACCUUCGCCAUUGAGUUUUGGUCUCUGUAUGUGUGUCGCGAACGACGACGGCUGUGUGCUAAUCAUCGAUAUACAUAUUAGACCAGUAGAUCAUUUUGCUGUUUAUGGGAAAAAAAACCUCAGAGACCUAUCUUACUGUAAUAACAAAGCUGUAACUUUUUCUCCUUCACAAGCCAACAUCUGUGACUUUUGAAACGAAACCGAGGCUACAUUUAAGUGACGUUGCUGUAAAACAUCCUUUUUAGCCAUGUCUAAUAUGUAUAUCUGUGAUUAAGACAGACAAGAAAACUGUGUAUAUAAUUAUUAUUAUUAUUAUUAUUGUUAUUAUUAUAGAAGCCAGAAAAUUCAACGCACCUUUUUAUGCAUCUCUCUCAAUCGUAGCAUUUGCAUCACAAACAUAUUUUUUUAAUGAAGAGGAGAGGAAAGGAAUACUUCUAUUUUUCCAUCCAUACAGACAGUGAAGCUGUAUACACAGUUUGUUAUGUGGAGGGACUUUCUCUCUGUGUACUGUACGGUGGCCCUGCUGGGACAGAAAGGACUUGGUUGGUUGGAUGUGCAGUGGGAGAGAAAAAUCAAAGAAAAACUAUGGCGUUUUUUUCUUUUUAUUAUUAUUCCUUCCUGAACUGUCCCUUACGGGUCUCCCAUUAGGUUCCUGUGGAAAAAGCGUGGGGUUCUCCGAGACGAAGUGCCACCUCCAAGGUGCACCCCCACGUCCACGACUCUGGCCCCGCCUCCCAGGGGCCAGGGAGUCCUGCCGCACGACGGCCCCGAGCCGAACCUAAGAAACAAGG
Molecule: messenger RNA, 7840 nt
Organism: Hemibagrus wyckioides
Lineage: Eukaryota; Metazoa; Chordata; Actinopteri; Siluriformes; Bagridae
Gene: rimbp2b
Product: RIMS binding protein 2b
Exons: 18
Coding region: 131-3601 (1156 amino acids)
Biological process (GO): neuromuscular synaptic transmission
Molecular function (GO): protein binding
Source: RefSeq, a predicted model, not a curated record